Armigeres subalbatus is the source of this 4113-nucleotide messenger RNA. RefSeq lists its product as uncharacterized. Lineage: Eukaryota; Metazoa; Arthropoda; Insecta; Diptera; Culicidae. Gene Ontology annotation, biological process: DNA integration. Gene Ontology annotation, molecular function: nucleic acid binding; zinc ion binding. The coding region runs from base 1 to 4113 and encodes 1370 amino acids. The transcript has a single exon. The record is from RefSeq and is a predicted model, not a curated record.
AUGUCGACGAAUGAUGAGCUAGCAUCAGGUGGAGCACCUAUUGCAGGUGGAUCAAGAAGCGGCGGUGGCGGAGCGCCAGCAGUAGUUCCUCAACAAAACGCAGCCGCACCAUUCGGAAUCAACAGCAGCAUCCCGUUUCCAGCUCCUUUGAAGCUUGACGGUAACAUGAAGGAGAAUGUUGACAACUUUCGGGACUCGUUUGACAUAUAUUUGAUUGCGUCAGGGCUGGAACUGCGGGAUGAACGAGUAAAAAUAGCAACAUUCAAAGCUGCGCUCGGGUUGGAAGCACGUAAAAUUUUCAAUCUUUGGCCUUUGACACCCCAGGAGAGCAACACGGUGGGUGCAUGCUUAAGAUCUCUUUCGAAGUACAUGGUCCCGCAAAAGGAUGUUAAACUGGCACGAUACGAGUUCUUCCAGUGCCGUCAGCAACCAGCCAGCGAGGAUCACGAGGCAGAAAGUGUUAUGCAUUUCAUCAACAGAGCGCGGGAACUUGUCAAAGAUUGCAAUUUCGGAAACUUGGAAGACGAAAUGCUCCGGGAUAGCAUCAUAACUGGUAUUCUCGAUACUAAUUUGAAAAAACGAUUCAUCGAACAACCAAAUUUGACCUCGGCGAUGGUCAUUGCCCAAUGUCAAACGGAGGAAGCGACCCGAUUGGAAAUGGUCCGACAUAACUGGCUGCAACCUACAACAACACAUUCAGUCAACAAGCUGGAUAGUAAGAAGAUGGAAAAAAAGUGCACUUUCUGCGGGAAAGGAUACCAUGUAAAACUGGCAGAAUGCCCAGCUCGAGGAGCUCUUUGUAACUACUGCAAUCAACGGAAUCAUUUUGCGGUCGUCUGCCGGAAGAAGAAGGAGGAUCAGCUUCGGCAAAGUCGACUGAAAUCAACAAGGAAGCCGAAUAGCAUCCGAACGGUUGAGCGAGAAGAUCGAGACAUGGAUGUAGAUUACAGGAGCGACGAGUCGAAUGAAGCAGUUCAGUACCUUUAUCAAGUCAAACGCGAUGGAGGAUCCGUAUUGCAAGCCGACGUUACGUUCUUCAAUGUGAAUAAUCAUCCGGUACCAGUGAAAUGCAUCCUAGAUUCCGGAGCGUCGUGCAACGUUAUUGGUAAAAGUGGAGCGAUACAAAUUCUGGGCACGAAGAAACUGAAACUCGACAACGAACAAACCGUAUUAAGAGCUUUCGGCGGUGGAUCUUUGAAGUCCUUGGGAAGAACCGUAAUACCAUGCGAGCACCGAGGUCAGAGGUUCAAGAUGGUCUUUCAUGUCGUGGAUUUCGAGCAGCCUCCUUUGCUUUCGAAAGAUACGUGCCUGGCGUUAAAGCUCAUAAAACUGUGUUUUUCGAUCAAUGCAGAACAAACUAAAACGGCAGAACAAAUCGUCAAGAAAUAUCCGGAAGUAUUCGAAGGACUGGGAAAGUUCGACGGAGCCGUUAAUUUGGAAGUCGAUGUCAACAUCAAACCGUCGGUACAGCAUCCACGAAGAGUGGCAGUGACUCUGAGGAAUGAGCUAGAACGGACACUAAACGAUAUGGAGCAACAGGGCGUUAUCUGUAAACAAGAGGAUAACACGGAUUGGGUAAGCAAUAUCGUGCUCGUCAAACGCAACAACAAAAUUCGUGUUUGUCUUGACCCAAUAGUUUUGAACAAAGCCCUCAAAAGACCGCACUAUCCAAUGCCGACAGUGAACGAGAUUCUGCCAGAACUGACAAACGCAAAAGUGUUCUCUACUUUGGAUGCCAAAUGUGGGUUCUGGCAAGUGUGCCUCGAUGAACAAAGUUCAAAACUUACGACCUUUUGGACGCCAUUUGGAAGAUACCGAUGGCUUAGGAUGCCAUUCGGUAUUUCACCCGCGCCGGAAAUUUUCCAGAAGAAACUGCACGAAGCUCUGCAUGGUUUGCGAGGAGUGCGUGCUCUGGCGGAUGACAUCUUAAUAUUCGGAUGCGGAGAUACCAUCGAGGAAGCGGUGUUGGACCAUAAUCGUUGUCUGGAAGCGUUAUUCAUACGAGUCAAGCAGCAGAACAUCAAACUGAACGUCGACAAGGUGAAGUUGUGUCAAGAAAAUGUAAAAUUCUUCGGGCAUGUCUUAACUCCAGCAGGCGUGAAAGUGGAUCCGGACAAGAUCAGCAGUAUUAUAGCUAUGGAAAGCCCAAAAGAUAUGCCAGCGCUUCAGAGAUUUUUAGGUACCAUAACGUAUUUGACCAACUACCUUCCAAGUCUAUCUACCGUAGCGGAACCAUUGCGUCGUCUAACUAACAAGGAUGAGCCGUGGACAUGGAACUAUGAACAAGAAUGUGUUUUCAUGCAACUAAAAUCGAUGGUGACCUCGGCCCCAGUUUUGCGAUACUUCGAUUCGAACAAAGACGUUGUUAUCCAGUGCGAUAGCAGUAGCGUAGGGUUAGGUGCAGUUCUCAUGCAGGAUGGACAUCCGAUUGUAUAUGCCUCGAAGACUCUGAGCAGCACGGAACGUAAGUACGCUCAAAUCGAAAAAGAGACCCUCGCUAUUCUAUUUGCCUGUCGUAAGUUUGAGUUAUAUAUACUGGGUAAACCGGUUAUGGUUGAAACCGAUCAUCAACCACUAAUAAGGAUCUUUAAAAAGCCACUAGUAGAAGCUCCACUACGGAUUCAACGAAUGUUGUUGGCGCUACAGCGUUAUCAAAUUACACUUCGCUUCACUCCAGGUAAGGAAGUCGUUAUUGCAGACAUGCUUUCGAGGGCUGCGUUGUCAAACAAGGAUACAACAGAUAAGGAAAUGUUUGACAUUUAUGAAGCGCAACAAAUCAACGUCAUUGAUUUCAUCCCUAUCUCAGACGAACGAGUUGAGCAGAUAACGAUUGAAUCUUGUAACGACCCCGAAAUUCAAACUGUUAUCCACUACAUUAUUGAUGGAUGGCCGAAUAAAAACGAGAUACCGGAAGGGGUUAAGGUAUACUGGCCGUAUCGUGAUGAGUUUAGUACGCACAACGGACUGGUGUACCGGAAUGACAGGAUUUUGGUACCUAAGAAACUGCGAGGCUCGAUCCUGAAACAGUUGCACCAGUCGCACUCAGGCAUCGAAGCAACUGUGAAACUAGCAAGAGAUACUGUGUUUUGGCCAGGUUUGAAUGACCAAAUUCGACAAACGGUUCAAAACUGUGAAGUGUGUUUGAAGUUUUCGGCGAAUCAGCAAGCCCAGCCGAUGCAGAGCCAUCAAAUACCAUGUUACCCAUUCCAGAAAGUGAGCAUGGAUUUAUUCGAGGUCGAGCUUGAUGGACGGAAGUCGGUGUACUUGACAACGGUUGAUCACUAUUCGGAUUAUUUCGAAAUCGACGAGCUGAAAGCAAUAAAUACAGGAGCUGUUAUUGUCGUUUGCAAAAGAAACUUUGCUCGAUUUGGAAAACCUCAGAUCGUAACCACUGAUAAUGGUGUGCAGUUCGUUAGCACGGAAUUCCGUAAGUUUGCAGCCGACUGGGGAUUCCAACAUACUACAUCGGCACCGUACCACCAGCAGGCUAACGGGAAAGCCGAAUCAGCUGUAAAAAUAGCAAAGUCGCUACUGAAGAAGGCAUCUGAAUCAAAACAGGAUUUCUGGGAAGUGCUAUUACAGUGGAGGAAUACCCCUAACAAAGUGGGUAGCUCUCCAGUCCAACGCUUAAUGAAUCGACGGACCCGUUUUGGAGUUCCCAUGGGUGAACAGAAAUAUCUUCCCAAGAUUGAAGAGGGAGUAAAAGAGAAGCUGCAACGUAAUCGACAGGAAGCUAAGCUGAACUAUGAUCGUAACACCAAGGUUUUGCCUUCUCUUGAAAUAGGACAACCAGUUUUCGUUAAAAAAACACCAACGGAGAAGGAAUGGACCCGUGCGACUGUAGUAGAUCCUGUUUCCGAUCGUUCUACUAUUGUAGCAGUAGGUGACCAAGAGUAUCGCCGUGAUAAUGUUAUGAUUAGACCAGCCCCGAGACCAGCACUACAAAUUCCGAAGCAAGAGACAAUUGAACACAAGUCGCAGGAGUCGCCAACACACCGACCACCAUCUGAACAUUCCUUUGUAACAUCACCAGGCGGAGUAGAUCGCACAUGUAUGCGGCCGCAAAGAAUCACCAGGCUUCCGCGCAGAUUUGAUGACUACGAAACGUAUUGA